Messenger RNA from Rotaria sp. Silwood1, 498 nucleotides. Lineage: Eukaryota; Metazoa; Rotifera; Eurotatoria; Philodinida; Philodinidae. The record is from the annotation of a GenBank genome assembly.
AUGUUGGAUACAAAUCCAAGACUAUUAACACGUGAUUUUAUCGGUCUAUGUAUUGGUAUUCUUUCUGUUGUGCUUGUCAUUCUGAUCGUAGCUAUAUGCAAAUGGUCUCACUGUUUAUGUUUAAAACGUAAUAAUGAUCAAAAUGAAGUAUUGUCAUCUAUUCUACAACAAAAUAUAUCAUCAUCAGAUUCAAAUGUACGACGUCAUUAUCAAAAUAAUGGUUAUCCUGUUCAUCUACAACAACGACAACAACAAUGGCCACCAUUAUAUGAUAAUCAUCCAAGUAGUGUCUAUCAGCAUAUAGGUGAUUCUAGAGAUGAUGUUAUUUCUUCAUUACAAGCUGGUAAUAGUAGAUAUCGUAUAAAUGAUAUUAAAGCACCUCGUGUUACAAUAACAACAUUACCGGUACAACCUUCUCAACAACGUGUCCCGUGUCUUUCGAUGAGUCCACAAAUAUCCGGCUCAUCGAUUACACGUAGUACAAAUUCACUUAAAUAG